Messenger RNA from Arabidopsis lyrata subsp. lyrata, 526 nucleotides. RefSeq lists its product as uncharacterized. The record is from RefSeq and is a predicted model, not a curated record. Lineage: Eukaryota; Viridiplantae; Streptophyta; Magnoliopsida; Brassicales; Brassicaceae. The annotation marks the transcript as partial. The transcript is spliced from 4 exons.
GGAUCAAAACCACUUCAGAUAAAUUCUACGGCUGGUUUUGUUUCUCCGGGAAGAAGAAGAAGAAGAAGCCACGGCUUGAUGAUGAGAAGUAAUCGAGGACUCAGAACGACGUCGGCUCUAAGUGAACUGGCUGACACGGUGGCGGAGACAGGCAAAUCGGAGAUUACGUGGCAGAUUAUAGUUGGAACUAUUGCUGGAAUCAUACCAUUCGUUGUUGCAGGUGUUGAAUUCAGCAAAAGAAUAAUUGCACAGAAGAGAUGUGAAGAAUGUGGAGGAACAGGACUUGUUUUCAGAGACAAAAAAUAUUUUCGUUGUCCUGAGUGUGGUGGGUUUCUUCCAUGGCAGUCAUGGAGAAGAUUCUUUACAGGCUGAUGUUGAUGAUCUCUGCAAAUAAGAUUUUCUUGAAUACAUUUAAAGAUUUGUGUAUUUUUUUACAAAACAUUUUCGAAGUAAAAAAAACAAACAAAUGUGUUGAAAGAUUAAGACCAGUACUAUCUAUAUCUAUCUUAGUGUUUGUGUCAUGAUA